AUGUUUUCUCCCUUUCUUCUUCUCUUACCUGCUGUAUGCUCAGCCGCGAUAUACGAGAAAGUCGCAGACCUUACAACUCUGGACUUUGACUAUAUCAUCGUUGGAGGAAAUGUCCUUGCCAAUCGUCUGACCGAACAGCCUGAUAUAUCUGUGCUAGUCCUUGAGGCUGGACAGUCUCUACCCAGAACCGCGGAUAUCUUGGUUACGCAGGUACCAUUCUUUUGCACACUAGCUACGCCCGACACGGCUUUGGACUGGAACUUUACCACGACGUCCCAGCCUGGCCUAAACGGACGGGCCCUUCCAUUCCCAAGGGGCUUGGGCUUGGGCGGCACUAGUGCAAUCAAUUUUAUGGCAUACACCCGCGGUUCAUCGGAGGACUAUGAUCGAUACGCCAACAUCAGCGGUGAUCCCGGGUGGGGAUGGGACGAGAUGCAGCAAUAUAUUCGAAAGAACGAGCGUUUCGUCGCGCCUGCGGACCGUCACAAUAUCACUGGAGAAUUCGAUCCAACAGUACACAAUUUCGGUGGUGUAAACUCGGUCACGCUCCCAGGAUAUCCCCGCGCUAUCGAUAGCCGAGUUAUCCAGACCACUAAGGAACUACCGGAUGAGUUCCCAUUCAAUCUAGACUCUAAUUCAGGCUAUCAUUUGGGGAUCGGAUGGGAGCAAACGACUGUGGGGAGCGGGACGAGGAGUAGCUCCCAGACGUCUUAUCUUGGGCCUGGGUAUAUUGAGCGCGAGAAUUUGUAUGUGCUUGUGAAUUCUUAUGUCACCCGGAUCCUUCGGAAGAACGGGUUGGAUUUGGACAACGGUCUGCUUUUUGAUGCUGUCGAAUUCACGCAAGAUGCAGGAGCCGGCACCGUUGGAACUCCUCACAUCCUGCUUAAUUCAGGCAUUGGGGAUGUCGGCGAACUCAAUGCUUUGGGCGUCACCCCAACGGUCCAUCUACCCGAUGUUGGGAAAAAUUUGACAGAUCAUCCGAGUUUGAGUCUCGUCUGGACUGUCAAUGAUACUAACACAAUAGAGGACGUAUAUUGGAGGAACGAGUCGUUCCAGGCGGAAGCUCUAGCUGAAUGGCAAGCCAAUCGGACCGGGUAUAUCUCCAACAUCGCGUUAAACCAUCUUGGAUUCCUUCGUCUAGAUGGUGUCUUAGAAACUGAACCAUGCGCCGGUAGUCAGACAGGGCAUUAUGAAUUGAUCUUUGCUGGUGGGAUUUUCGGAGAGGCCGUUCCGGAAACCGGCAGUUAUCUUACUAUAGCUGUCGUUAUGUUGUGCCCGCUUUCUCGUGGAAACAUCACCAUCAGCGGUACCAAUCCUCUCGAUUCACCGCUCAUCAACCCCAACUAUCUCUCGCACCCUCAGGAUUUAGAGGCACUGCAACACGCUGUAGGGGCUGCACAGAGAUUUGUCGCGGCACCGGUAUGGAAGGACUAUAUCAUUGAGCUCACUACCAAUAUCACGGACUUGGAGGAGACCAUCAGAGAUAUAGCCAUACCGACUGAUCAUCCCGUUGGUACUGCGAGUAUGUCCCCGGUCGGCGCGGACUGGGGAGUUGUGGACCCAGACUUGAGGCUCAAGCGCACGGCAGGGGUGAGAGUCGUAGAUGCGUCUGUCUUGCCUUUUAUUCCUGCUGCACAUACGCAAGCAGCAGUCUACGCUUUUGCAGAGAGAGCAGCUGAUUUGAUCAAAGCAAUUGGCCAAUAA
Desarmillaria tabescens is the source of this 1704-nucleotide messenger RNA. Its product is annotated as aryl-alcohol oxidase. The coding region runs from base 1 to 1704 and encodes 567 amino acids. Gene Ontology annotation, molecular function: flavin adenine dinucleotide binding; oxidoreductase activity, acting on CH-OH group of donors. The record is from RefSeq and is a predicted model, not a curated record. The transcript is spliced from 10 exons. NCBI's taxonomy places the organism in Eukaryota, Fungi, Basidiomycota, Agaricomycetes, Agaricales, Physalacriaceae.